This is a messenger RNA of Phycomyces blakesleeanus NRRL 1555(-), 1710 nucleotides long. RefSeq lists its product as hypothetical. The transcript has 3 exons. The record is from RefSeq and is a predicted model, not a curated record. The coding region runs from base 1 to 1401 and encodes 466 amino acids. Gene Ontology annotation, molecular function: argininosuccinate lyase activity. Gene Ontology annotation, cellular component: cytosol. Lineage: Eukaryota; Fungi; Mucoromycota; Mucoromycetes; Mucorales; Phycomycetaceae.
AUGAGCGCACCUGCACCAAAGAAGUUAUGGGGAGGCCGUUUCACUGGCGCUGUUGACCCUCUUAUGGACGCAUUCAACGCAUCGAUUCACUUUGACAGACGCAUGUAUGCUGCUGAUUUGGUUGGUUCAAUGGCUUACAGCAAAGCCCUUGCAAAGAACAAGAUCAUCACCGAGGAGGAACGUGAUCUUUUGUUGAGCGGUCUUGAGAAGGUUAUGGGUGAGUGGGAAUCUGGCGUGUUCGCUCUCAAGGAGGGUGAUGAAGAUAUCCACACUGCCAACGAACGUCGUCUCGGUGAGAUCAUCGGUGGUGUUGCUGGUAAGCUCCACACCGGUCGCAGCCGUAACGAUCAGGUUGCCACCGAUAUGCGUAUCUGGCUCAGAGACGAGGCUUCAAAGAUCCUCGCUCACCUUAAAGAGUUGAUCUCUAUCACUGUCUCGAGAGCCGAGAAGGAAAUAGACGUCAUCAUGCCUGGAUAUACUCAUCUGCAGAGAGCCCAACCCAUCCGCUGGUCUCAUUUCUUGCUGUCCCAUGCCUGGUUGUGGCAGGCUGAUGCCGAUCGUCUUGAGCAGUUGAUCGAUCGCUUCAACGUCUUGCCCUUGGGCUCAGGUGCUCUUGCCGGUCAUGCUUUCAACAUCGACCGUGAAUUCCUCGCCAAGGAGCUCGGUUUCCGUGAUGUUAUCCACAACUCUCUCUACGCUGUCAGUGACCGUGACUUCGUUGCUGAAUUUUUGUUCUGGUCCAGCUUGACCAUGACCCAUAUUUCCCGUAUUGCAGAGGAUCUUAUCAUCUACUCCACUGGCGAAUUUGGCUUUGUCAAACUUGCUGAUGCCUACAGCACUGGGUCUAGUUUGAUGCCCCAGAAGAAGAACCCUGACAGUCUUGAGUUGUUGCGUGGAAAGUGUGGUCGUGUCUUCGGAAGCAUGUCUGGUUUCAUGAUGUCCUACAAGGGUAUUCCCAGCACCUACAACAAAGAUCUUCAGGAAGAUAAGGAGCCCAUGUUCGAUGCUGCUGAUACUUUGUCUGGAUCCCUUCAAAUCACCGCUGGUGUUUUGAGCACUUUGGACAUCUUCCCUGCCAAAAUGAAGGCCAGCUUGAGUGCCGAUAUGUUGGCUACUGAUCUUGCCGAGUAUCUUGUUCGUAAGGGUGUUCCUUUCCGUGAGACUCAUCACAUCUCUGGCGCUGCUGUUAAGAUGGCCGAGGACCGCAAGGGUUCUUUGGAUCAAUUGACUGUUGCUGAUCUCAAGACCCUCCACCCUUCGUUUGAGGAUGAUGUUACCAGUGUCUGGAGUUUCGAGACCAGUAUCGAAAACCGCAACACUCCCGGUGGUACUUCCCGCUCCUCGGUCCAGGGCCAGAUCUCUAAGCUUAAGACAUGGUUGUCCAGCAAGCGUAACUUGUAAAUUGUAUUUUCCUUUCCCCUUUUCUUUUUUAAUUUGAGAUUUCGGCAUCCUUUCUUUAUUUCUUUUUUGUAUGCUGUUACCUUGUUUAUAGAUCCCCCUUCCCUUCCUAGCACAUUUAUCUCACCCACAUUCUCACAAGACAAACAUCUUUCCUUUUUAUCACUGUAUUUUAUUUCUAAAUAUUAACGAUAACAAUAGCAGUAAUAAAGAUGGUUUAUAUUAAGCUUAUGCACUUCAGUAAUCGAUAAUAAGAACCAACGACUCUUCUUAGUAUUCUUUACAUCAGUAAUAAAAUAAUUUAUAAUAUAA